GUCACUUGAUCAACGACCCUCCUCACCCAAACUUGUUGGAUGCAGAUCUUAUGACCUUUGCACAUCACCCUUUUUCCUUGUGUUUAUUUCUCUAAUUUUGUAUACACUCCGUUUCGGUUGCUGUUAUGUUUAUAGCAUCUAUCCUCUUUUUUUUCCUAAAAUUUUAUCCUGGUUAAUAAUACUGAAUCACCAUUAUAAGAAAAUGAAUUGUAGAAAAAUAUUCUUUUGGUGCAUUUUAGCGUUUUUACUAAUGGAUAUUUAUUGAGAAUCUAUCAGAACAUGUACACAUUCAACACAAAUGAGAGAUAUAAAGCGAGUCUGGAUAAAAUCCGAAAUUGAAUACCGGAGACACAAGACAUGAAUUAACUUAUACUAUUAGUCCACUUGCGCUUGUAUAUGUAUAUGUGUAUAAUUAUAGACUCAUUUAUUAUUUAAAAUUAUAAAUUAUGUAUUUGAUGAAUAUAGGCAUUGCAUACAAUCACAAUGUACUAAUCUUUUGUUCUAGGUAGGAAUUCCAUCUAGACAAAAGUUGAGGGUUCAAAUUGAUAAGUCCCGGUUAGUCCAAUGACCAAAUUAGAUAAUUUAAAGGAGAAGAGGGACUAAAUUAGAUAAUUAAAAAGAACCGCAAAACUGAAGCCUCUAGCCUCUAGGUCUAGGCGCUUACUCUGCAGGCAAGCAACCGACUGACAUCUCUUCGCUCAAGACACGCCGGCUUUUUGGUCACGAAACGGAUCCUCUUUCUUUCAGAUCGUCGUUCUUCUUCUCCUGCCACCGCUCAAUCUCGGAGCUAGCCGACGAUCGGAAAUUACAAGUUCCCAUAUUGACGACGAUUUCUGUUCCGAUUCAGAUGGAGGGAAGAGGGAGAAUGCUGCCGCUGCUGGCUCUUCAUGCCGUCGCCGAGUACUACAGACUGCCAUGGAAACCUCCCGUCACGGCGGGACUAAUCGCCGCCAAUACCCUCGUCUACUUGAAGUCCGUUUUCCUCCGCCACCUCCUCCCUUCCAUCGACGAGGUCUGGUUCAAUCCCUACCUCAUUCUCAAGAACAAGGAUGCGAGGCGCUUCUUCCUAUCACCAUUCUACCACAUCAGCGAGUCCCACUUGGUCUACAACAUGAUUUCACUCCUAUGGAAGGGCAUCCAGUUGGAAACCUCAAUGGGAAGUCUCGAAUUCGCAUCCAUGGUCGCCGCACUCCUCACCAUGUCGCAAGGGAUCACGAUGCUGCUGGCCAAGACCCUCGUCGUGUUUCUCGACUACCCCAAGCCGUUCUACUCCGAAUAUGCUGUGGGGUUCUCGGGAGUGCUGUUUGCGAUGAAGGUUGUCCUCAAUUCUCAGUCUGCAGACUAUGCUCACGUGCACGGACUGGUGGUGCCAUCUCGAUAUGCUGCUUGGGCUGAACUAAUUCUCAUCCAAAUGUUUGCCCCUGGCGUCUCGUUCCUUGGCCACCUUGGUGGCAUUCUUGCCGGGAUGCUCUAUCUCAAACUCAAGGGCGAGUACUCCGCCUCAGGCUCAGAUCCUUUGGUUAGAGUGCUCCGGGGUAUUGUUGGCAUAGCGAGCUGGCCGCUGAGGGCUGCAAGGGGAUUGUUUCAACCCAGGAGGAUGCCACGUGUCUCCGGGAGGGGAACAGUCGGCAGGGAAACGAGAGACGGGCUGUCGGGUAUAUGGAGAUGCCAUGCUUGUACAUUUGAUAAUUCGGGUUGGUUAAGCGAGUGUGAGAUGUGUGGAACAAGGCGUGGAGGCUUAACGGAUGAGAUUGGGAUUCAAGAAAUGCGUAUGCGGAGGAUUCAGAGAUUUGGUUGAUAUCAAGGCUCGGUAAUAGGUACGAGUUACUCCUUGUUCUAUACAGAUUUGGAAGAUGUUUCACAGUGGCACAAGAAUGCAGGCUGUUGUUGGAUGCUCAGUGAUGCUAAGUUGAGCCUUGAACAGAGAGUACAUCAAACAGAUGGUUGAUUUACUUAUCCUUACAAGUGUUUUUUUAUCUUUUAUGGUUUGUAUAUUUGAAUGCAAGAAUAGCAAAAGCUGGAUAUGACGAUAUUGGAAAUGCAGAUAUCUUUUGCAGACAAGUAGCCAUAGUUGGUUAAUGGUUCAAAUUCAUCAGUUCAAUUAUUGUCUCCUUUGUAUUUCAACACUAGAGUAUGAUGAUGGCCUCUGGCCUCCGAUUGAUUCAUCACACAACAUUCUACAAUAACAUCCAAGUGAACACCGUUAUGAGUUCCACCCCUAAUUCUAAUGCAUGUUUAGUUUCAGCUGCUGAUCUCAUUUAGCACUAGUGUCUGUAAUGUGCCAAUCAGCACUGCAUUGGCCAUCUUCGACAAUGAAACCAAUGCGCAGUUGGGGAUUCCAUUCCACUUGGCAACUCAUUACUAUUCAGAAGAUGCCUCCAAGUGCCUACACUAUCAGCAACUACAUUUCCAUCUCCCUUUCUAUGGAUUAUGGAACAACUUGUUGACCGCCCUUAAAAGAUGAACAAGAAGAAUUUAGUCAAAAGGUAGAACAAGAAUUAAAUAAUCAAUCAAUUAAAUAUGAAUGUGUACACCUCUUAAAUGUAUAACUUUCCCCCGAAUUUAACAUGAUUAAGGAAUGAAUGAAGUGGAUAUAAGAUUUUUGGAUUGUAAGGUUGUAUGUACUAAAAAUUUGUUUAAAUGUUUGAGAAAAAGUUGAACUUUGAAAAAUCUAACUUCACAAUUAAUCAACUAUUGCUCAUUUUGAACACAAUAUCGACUCUUUGGUAGUUAAAAGUUGGGUCCUGAGUUAUAUAUAAUUUAAUUGUACAUCUUCCUACACACACGAUGUAUUUUGGAUGUUGACUUAGACGAAGCGGGGCAGUUCUAACAAUUUCAUGGUCACCAAGUUGAUUUUUUUGGGAUCGGUCCUCUUUCUCUUUCAAUGUAUAUAAUACUUUAAUGCUGUUUCUUAAAAUUAUUUUUCCUGAGAGCAUCUUCGAGUUUAUGGUCAAGUUUUCUAAAUAUAUCGACAAGUAUAUAUACAAUUGCAUUUUCCUAAUCUUUUUGAGCUAUAAUUUGAGCUGAACUUACUUCUUAAUGAAUUCGCCAACCGCAUAAGGUUUCAUCUUCUGUGAGACUAUAGCUACUAUCAUACUUCCGGCUUUUGUCAAAUAAUUAGACAACGUCUUUCCAAACAUGUCUUCUUGAUAUGUAACUUUGUUGGCGUCUUUUAUAUUUGUAAGGUUGUCAUAUAAGAGACAAAUUUUUAUAUUUUCUUUCUAUAUCUUUUUUUUUUUAUGAACACAAGUUCAAUAUUUUUCAUGUGAUGUAGAUGAUAGUAAGCAUGGGUUGUAUCUCACAAAGUAUUGACAAUUGUAUAUAAAAGCGCUACAUGAACAUUUAGAAAGGUUUAAAACAGGUAAUUCCUAUUUGUUUAUGAAGUCAUUCUGAUGCUUAGGGUAAGUAUUAAAAUCAAGUUUUUAUCAGUUAGCUUGCUACUGUGGCAGCAACAGAACAAACUAUAUUAAACAGG
Molecule: messenger RNA, 3475 nt
Organism: Linum trigynum
Lineage: Eukaryota; Viridiplantae; Streptophyta; Magnoliopsida; Malpighiales; Linaceae
Source: the annotation of a GenBank genome assembly